AUGCCAUCAUCAGAAGAUAAAGGAUCGGUGGUUCGAUGGUUGGUGUGUGGAGCGACGGCUGGAUUGGCUGUGGAUAUUGGAUUGUAUCCAUUGGAUACCAUCAAAUCCAGAAUGCAAUCGAAACAGGGUUUUAUUGCGGCUGGAGGGUUUAAAGACGUUUAUAGAGGAAUGAGCUCGGUAUUAGUUGGCUCAGCACCGGGCGCCGCCAUCUUCUUCCUCACCUACAAAUACAUCAACGGACAAAUGAAACGAAUCAUCAAGGGACGAGACGCACUAGUCGACGCAGUUUCAGCGAGUUUGGCUGAAAUCGCCGCGUGCGCCGUCCGUGUCCCAACGGAAUUGUGUAAGCAGAGAGGACAAGUGAACAAGGGAACACGGCUGACGUUGAUUUGUAAAGAAAUUAUGGAGACGAAAGGGUUGAAAGGGUUCUAUCAAGGAUAUGGGAGUACGGUAGCCAGGGAGAUUCCAUUCUCGAUUAUUCAGUUUCCGAUAUGGGAAGCGUUGAAGAGGAAGGUGGCUGAGAAUAAAGAAUCCGGUCGAUGUAGUCCGUUGGAAGGAGCCGCCUGUGGAAGUGUAGCUGGAUGUAUUGCAGCUGGAUUGACUACACCUCUCGACGUGGCAAAAACAAGAAUCAUGCUUACGAAAACCGGUCCAGCUCCUGGUAUUUUAAGCACAUUAAAAGAGGUCUACACAACUGGCGGGAUGGGCGGUCUCUACUCGGGCGUCGUGCCACGUGUCAUGUGGAUCUCUGGCGGCGGAUUCGUCUUCUUUGGUGCUUAUGAAACGGCGAUGCAUUUUACCAAAUUUUUAGAUUAG
Messenger RNA from Caenorhabditis briggsae, 816 nucleotides. The record is from RefSeq and is a predicted model, not a curated record. The transcript is spliced from 3 exons. Gene Ontology annotation, cellular component: mitochondrial inner membrane. Gene Ontology annotation, molecular function: S-adenosyl-L-methionine transmembrane transporter activity. Bases 1 to 816 code for a protein of 271 amino acids. Lineage: Eukaryota; Metazoa; Nematoda; Chromadorea; Rhabditida; Rhabditidae.